AAGCGGUGGCAGUAGAUAGUCGAUACUUGACAGUGGAUUCGACGAGAAGUGGUACACAAACACACACACACACACACAUAUUUCACACCACUGCCAACGCUUCAACAUUCACAGAUUGUCACAUUACUAUCAAGUGACACCACUACCAUGGAUGAUUUCCAUCAACCUGCCACAACACAAACACCACUCAACCCAGAUGACGAGAACGCAAGAACUGAGGUCAACGCUGAAGAUGGAAUGAACAAAGGAAGGGUGAAUACUUGCGCUAAGAUCAACGCUGCGUUCGAGCCAGACACAGGUCCACUGGAAGCCAUUCCCAUGAAGGAGGUAACUGAGGGCGUGAAAGGAACCCCUCUUGAACAUGUUCAAGUUAACCAUGACAACGGUAACGCCGCCACUACCGCCGUCAACGUUCAUAAAACCACCGCCAGCCGAACACCCAUCACUGUAAUCGGCACCACAACAGAUGGUGCGUACCCCAACGACAUGGGUGAAGAGGGAUCCGAUGACGAAGACUACGGACUUUUCACUCUUCUACCAAAUUAUGCCCAGCUGAAAGCAAAGACAGAUAGCUUCCUACAGGGGCACGCCACUAAAAGGUGGCGGAAACUAGCAGUGUCAAUAUUGUUGGGAGUUGGUUACCUCGCCUACUUCUACGCCGUACUUGCUAUCAAGACAGAGAUGGAGGGCUUCAACUACUGGUGUGAGGCUGACGGCUUACUCAUUAUCCUGACCUUCUGUGUGGGUAUCGGCAUGUCUUAUUUUCUGGUGAUCAAGCCAUACUAUGGUCGUUCCAUCAAUAACAUAGUCCUCAAGCCAGUCUAUAAAGCGUAUGAGCGAGCGUGGUCUCUCAGGUGGGUAAGGUGGGCCCUAUACUUGGUGUUAACGGUGGCGGUGGGAGCCUUCUUAAUAUGGGAUACUAUCGACGAUUCCGAACGACUCCAGUCAGUUUUCGGCGUAUUCGUUUUACUGCUGUUUGGCUUCACAUUCUCCAGAGCACCAGGCAAGGUCCGGUGGCGUCACGUAGUGUGGGGGAUGUUGCUACAGUUCGUGCUUGGUCUGAUCAUCCUACGCUGGCCUCUUGGUCGAGCCAUCUUCCAGUGUUUGGCUGGAAAAGUCUCCGCCUUCCUGGCUACCACUGACGCUGGUUCAAACUUUGUCUUCGGCGACCUGGCCGCUGUCAUGCAUAUCUUUGCCUUUACGGUGUUACCAGUGACGCUGUACUUCAGCUUCUGCGUCCAGAUCUUGUACUACCUGGGGGUGAUGCAGUGGGUGGUACUCAAGCUGGGCUGGCUGCUGCAGGUAACUGUCGGCACCACCGUCUGUGAGAGUGUCAACGCCUCCGCCAACAUCUUCCUAGGCAUGACAGAGGCACCACUGAUGAUCAAGCCCUUCGUGCCCUUGAUGACCAAGUCAGAGAUUCAUGCCGUCAUGACUGGAGGCUUCGCCACUGUCGCUGGUUCUGUCCUCGCCGCCUACAUUUCCUUCGGCGUCGACCCCGUCCACCUGCUAUCAGCUUCAGUCAUGAGCGCUCCGGCGGCCCUCGCCUUCGCCAAACUUUUUUACCCUGAAACUAGAAAAUCCAGAACAGGAGCCCAAAAUUUACCCAUGCUCAAAGGGGAAGAGGCGAACAUGAUACAUGCAGCCAUGAUCGGCGUGGCAAAUGCAAUUCCACUUGUAGCCACCAUAGCUGGCAACCUCAUUGCCUUUAAUGCCAUCAUUGACCUCCUGAACAAACUCUUAAAUUGGGUGUGCAACCUGGUUGGUACAGUAGACCAGACUUGUACUAUGGAGAACGUUUUCGGUUGGAUAUUUAUGCCUCUCGCGUGGGUGAUGGGCGUCCAAUGGUCAGAAUGUGACGAGGUAGGCCAGCUGAUCGCCUGGAAGACCAUCAUCAAUGAAUUUGUCGCCUAUGCUAAACUCGCUGAGAUGAUGGAUGAAGGAAUUUUGUCGAAACGGUCAAUCAUCAUCUCUACCUAUGCCCUGUGUGGCUUCAGCAAUAUCGGUUCCAUUGGCAUUACCCUGGGUGGAUUAGGCGCCAUGGUUCCUUCCCGCAGAAUGGAUAUGGCCAAGGUGGCACUGAGAGCUAUGAUCGCUGGCAGCUGUUCCUGUUUUCUCACUGCUUGCGUGGCUGGAAUGCUACUGUCAGACGCCGAGAUCAACACUACGAAAUGACUCAAUCAGCAACAAUAUUUUGAGCGUUCCCAGUGAUCAGCUGUAAGAACUCAGGUGCUCUACUUGUGAAAUCAAGCAAGAUGUCUUAGAUUAAUCCCCAGCGUUGUGAUUCGUAUUGAACUUCAGGUCGGUGAUGAGAGGUGAUUGUUUUAGAUUGGUCAACUCACAGUUGGUAGCGAGGUGAAAGUGUUUGUAUUUCUCCGUAAUCCAUAGUUUCCUUGUGAUCCUAAAAAAUAAUAUAAACUAACCCUUCACACUAGCAUCAUAUCAAAUCAGAUUAAGAAGAGUUUAUCACCCUGAAUCUAUUACUAAUGCUCAAGCGAAAAAGUGCCUCUCCAGGCCAGCACUAGCCCAAAGUGGUUCUUGAUACGUGCGGCCUACUCGCACCCACAGUAGUGCCUUUCAGUUUUGUCUAAAAUUAAUAUAUGUCUGUUCCUCCCAAUAAAAUCUCAGUCACAA
This is a messenger RNA of Homarus americanus (American lobster), 2634 nucleotides long. RefSeq names its product solute carrier family 28 member 3-like. Gene Ontology annotation, biological process: nucleoside transmembrane transport. Gene Ontology annotation, cellular component: membrane. Gene Ontology annotation, molecular function: nucleoside:sodium symporter activity. The record is from RefSeq and is a predicted model, not a curated record. Lineage: Eukaryota; Metazoa; Arthropoda; Malacostraca; Decapoda; Nephropidae. The transcript has 13 exons. The coding region runs from base 148 to 2175 and encodes 675 amino acids.